GCUCUAUAAAGCAAAAGCGAAAAGGGAGAAACGCUAUAACAGCACAUCGACACCAAUAUCACAAACUCACUUCUUAAGUUAACAAAUUAACAAGCUUUUCCUGUUCAGUUCAUGACCAAUACCACAAAUCCUCAAUUCCUUUCUUUGUUUUGUUGAUGAAGAAGCCACCCCAAAUGCUUAUAAUUUAAUCUCGUUUGCUCAAUUUUUAAUCUGGGAAUUUUGACAUCAAAUAUAAGCUACUUGGGUUUUCAAAAUUUGUUUUACAAGUUAACUAUCAAUUCAACAAGAGACCAAGAUUUUUGACAUAUCAAUUCUGUUUUCAAUUUCAGCAUUUCCAAGUUGUGUAACCAUUCAUCUUAGUUCUAAGGUACACUAUUACCUACUUUGGUCCACAGCAUAAAGUGUAUCACUAAUUUGUUAUCCUUCAAGUGACUUUCUUUGUUAAAAUCAAAAUGGGCCUAUCAAGUCUUCCAGCACCAUCUGAAGGAAUGUUAUGCAUAAUUCUUGUUAACACUGCCAUGUCAAUAUCCAUAUUCAAAGGCAUUAUUAGGACUAUCCUGCACAUUGUUGGUAUCAUUGCUUCACCAUCAUCAUCAUCUUCAACUUCCUCUCCUUCACAAGAUUAUACCUCACAAAACUCACAUGACUCAUUUGAAUUCCAUCUAAGUCCUUCAGAUGAUUUCAUUGAAGAGUUCAGAAACAGGACACCAACACUUAGGUUUGACAGUGUUCGUAGUAGCUGCAAAGAACCUGAACAUGAUUGUUCAGUUUGUCUCACACAAUUUGAACCUGAAUCAGAGAUAAAUUGUUUGUCUUGUGGCCAUCUUUUUCAUAAAGUGUGCUUGGAGAAGUGGUUGGACUAUUGGAACAUUACAUGUCCACUUUGUAGGACUCCUUUAGUUCCUGAAGAUGAUGCUUUUUGCUUUUGGUGAGAGCAAUGAAUAAAGCAUGCACAAAACAAAUCAAAUAUAGAGCUUCAUGUACAGUUUAGUGUGUAAAUGUUUAUGACAAUUUUGAUAUUCCCAUGGAUUUGACUUCUUCUUAGCACUUUGCCUUUUAUAAUGUAAAGUUAGUGGAGUGUGGAGGAUUUUGUUUUCUUUGUUUUUUUUCUCUGUAUCUGAUGUUGCCACAUAUGAGAUCAGGUAUAUAGUUUUUGUUUGUCCAUAAUGCCCUCCUUGUUGUCGGAUAUUAUCCCUAUCCCCAUCCAUUUGAUAAGUCUUUUUGUCAUUUACAUAUAUAUUAAGAAAAAUAGGUAUUGUAUUGUUGUGUA
This is a messenger RNA of Cicer arietinum (chickpea), 1270 nucleotides long. Its product is annotated as probable E3 ubiquitin-protein ligase XERICO. NCBI's taxonomy places the organism in Eukaryota, Viridiplantae, Streptophyta, Magnoliopsida, Fabales, Fabaceae. The record is from RefSeq and is a predicted model, not a curated record.